CGAUGAUGUCCCUCUCGCCCACGACGUCGACCUCCAAUUACGACGACCAGCCCUCUGGAAAGCGCCGCCGCACCCACAGUUUCACCGUCGCACCCAACGGCGGCCCCCGGUCCGAAAUGGCAUCCCCCCAGGACCCGUCGUCGGGGCUAGGAAUGUCGCCGCCCGCCACGCCCGCCCACAUCCCGAAGCGGGGCGCGCGGGCCUGCACCAACUGUCGCAAGGGCAAGAACAGGUGCGAAGGCGAGGCCCCCUGUCGUCGCUGCCAGCUUAGCGGCGCCCAAUGCGUCUUUGAGAAGCCAGAGAAGAAAAAUGUCCAGGCCUUGUCCACAGCCAGCGUCGAACGCCUCUCCCGCCUUGAGGGCCAGUAUUUGGUCAUGCAGAGCCAGAUGAUCGGCAUGCAGUCGUCCCUCGACCGCAUCCUCUCCGCCAUCCAGAGCCAGAGCCAGGCCAUGGUCCACGUCCAGCCGCCCGCGUACGGUCCAGCGACGUCCUCGCGCGAAAGUCCCGGCAUGUCAGAGCCCGUGCCCCGGAACCGGACGUUCCCUCCGCUGCCCGGAUUUGCCCCUCCGCCGCACAAGUAUGCGACGUAUGGGAUCGUGCCCAGCACCGCGCCGUCGUCAGACGACGAAUCCGAGGACACCCUUCCGCGUUCGUCGCUCAAUGCCCCAAUCGAAGCCCUGCAGGGUCUUGCCAACGCCGCCGCCGAGGCUGCCGCUGCACCCUCUGCGUCUCCCCCAAGGAUGAAGAAGCGCAAGCGGGCCGAACCGACGCCCCGCAACGCCUUCCCGCACGUCGUUGAAAAGGGACUCGUCUCAGACACCGAGGCUCGGGAGCUGUAUCAUAUCUUCUUCUCCGGCUGCCACAUCUUCAUCCCCGUCUUCGACCCCUCGUACGACACCUACGACGGGCUCAUGGAGCGCAGCCCGUGGACGUUCGACGCCAUCCUUGCCGUGGCGGCGAAGAUCCGGAGCGGGACCGGCCCGCUCAUCCCCGCCUUCUACAAGUGCCUCGAGGAGGCGCAGGGCAUCGCCCGCUCGUCCCUCUUCGGCCCGGUCGUGCGCAAGGAGGCCGUCCAGGGCAUGCUCCUCCUCGCGGCGUGGAGCACCAACGGCUGGCUUCCCAGCGGGCACGCGAUGCGCAUGGCGCUCGACCUCGGCCUCCACCGCGCGCUCGAGAAGCUCGCGGACCACGGCGAGAAGAAGCGGAGCGAGGAUGAGGAGCGAAACCUCGUCGUGUCGGCCCGCAUCUGGCUGUGCUUGUACUGGUUCGACCACCAGAUGAGCCUGGGCACCGGUCGGCCCAUCGUCCUGCGCGACGAGAGCUCCAUCCGGCACUGUCGCGUGCUGCUGUCGCAUCCGAUGGCGUCGCCCACGGACGUGCGGUUGAUCUCUCAGGUGGAGUUGAUCGCCCAGAAGACUCAAAUAUACGAGACGCUGUCGCCGCUUAACGGACAGGUCAACCACAACACGUUGUCAUUCAUCAGGCGCGCGAACAUCGCCCUCGACAAGUGGUGGGCAGACUGCGAUGAGCUGCACAGACAAACGAUGGACGAGGAGGCCCUCCCGCGCAAGAUCCUCGUCGGCGAGCUGCACUACGCGAAGCUCUGGCUCGUCUGCGUCGCUCUCCGCGGCGUCUCCUGGGACAAGAUGCCCUUCGAGCAGCGCGAGCUCGCGUUCCAGGCCAAGGACGCCGCCUCGAACUGCCUCUCGAACCUGCUCGACUCGCCCACCUACCGCGCCGCGCUCCGCUACGCCGUGCACGACACGCUCGUCAUGGCCGCCUUCUCCGGCCUCUUCCUGCUCAAGAUGGCGAACCUCUUCCCCGCCGAGCUCGACCUCGGCGCGAUCUCCGUCCAGGUCGAGCAGCUCGCCCAGCUCCUCUCCGACGUCGCCGCAGAGCGCUACGCCCUCACGCUCCGCAUCAUGCUCGCCAACCUCCGCCGCAAGGUAGGCCUCGCCGCCGCCGCCGCCGCUGCCGGCAUGGGCGGCGGCCCCGGCCCGCAGAACGCCCACAUGCCCACGACCACCGGCGGCCCCGGUGACGUGCCCCCCGGCAUGCCCGGCGGCGGCGGCGGCGCACCGUUCAUCGACCCGAGCAUCGCGGGCCCCGCGCCGCCGUUCACGGUCGAGGAGGUCGGCCCGUGGGCGCACGACCAGCGGAUGUUCAACCCGCAGGCGAUCCCGCUCUGGCUGCAGGAGCAGAGCCUGACGGACCUCGGGCUGCCCGUGAACGGCUCGGACGGGAUCUUCCUCCAGAUGGGCGGCCAGAACGGGUGGAUGGGCGACUUUCCGCAGAUGCCGGAGGCGUGGUAGAUGUAGUUCCCGCGGGGAGGGGAGGGGGAGAGAGGGUCUCUCCGCACCUCGCAGCCGCGAUGCUGGAGACCCGUCGGCAGAUGGAACAAAAUCUUUUUCUGAGCGAGUGUCGCAUGCGGCUCGUCCGACCUUUGUCCGCCGUUUUCCCUGCCAACUUUUGAAAAGUAGGUGUAUGCUCCGUUAGGCGUAAGGUACUGUAUACUAUCGUUUCCACCGCUUGUCUACGUUCCGAUUACGCUGUAUUGUCUUGUGAACCUUCGCUGUGUGGCGUUACCGAAGUCGAUUUGGCUCUUGUUCCUCUUGUUGUCGAGUCUAGCUUAUCCCCUUCUCGUCCCAUAUCUGCAAUUGAGCAGUUGUCGCAUUCGGCCAGCGAGGCUAACGCACGUACGCUUGCAAGAAUGUUGUUUCUAUCAAUUGGAAAGUGGGCGAUGCGAAUUCUCAGGAUACAUGCGAGGCAGCCGAAACAUAUAUAGAUAGUGCGAUGCGUGGUGGAGUCCGUCACUCCUCGUCCUCGUCCUCGCUCUCUUGCUCCUGCAGGAACUUGACAAGGGACUGAGUGGCCUGGAGGAAGUGCUGCCGGCCCUGCGGCUUGGAGCCCUUCUGGUGCCAGUAGAUGAUAGCCUGAUCAGAAAUACAAUCCUUACUAUACAGAACCUUUAGUAUUUGAGGGAACGCCUUCAUGAUGCGCGUGUCUUCGUAACUGUACACUUGUACAGUAUUGAUGAGAGCGACUUCGGUCUUCGGCCCAUUGCAGAACGGCUCGAGUAUAUCAGUAAAGCUAGUGAUCUCUCUCAACGCAAGCGCCUCGUUCUGGUCCUGGCGUGCGCUCCACUCGAUGCUCGAGAUGAGACCCUGCCAAAUGCAGGACACAAGCUCGGCCUCGGGCAGGGGCUGCUCCUCCUGCUUUGUCUUGAUCGCGAUCACGAUAUCCCCGUGCGAGUUGCCGUUGGCCAGCAUCUCCUUGAGCUGCUUGAUGACCUCGUCCUUGAGGGACGCGAACUGGCGCUUCGUCCACCACUCGGCGACCUGGGGGAGCCCCGCCUUCCGGAAGUGCUCAUCGAGCGCCUUGUCGUCACGCUUGUUGGGCGGGAAGAAGAGGAUGAGGUCCUUGAUGCCGCCGCGCUUGAGCGUGCCCGCGAGGUGCUCCAUGGACUGCAUGCUCAGGUACGCGCGGAAGACGAGCGUGAUGACGUUCGCCGACAGGUCGUUCUUGACGAGAUGAUCCUUCGUCAGACUCUGCAGGCAGCUCGCGCUCGCAAGGCCCUGGGCCAGGAAAAGGCCGAUAGCAACGGCUAUCUUCUCCCUCUGGGCUUCUGGCAGGCGGUUCAGGUAUUGCAACAAGUUCGGCAGCGUGCUCUCUUCAAGAGGCCGCUGUAGGUACUUGUAUCUGCGGAUUAGUUUGUUGAGGACCUCGACAUAUUGCUUCACGUCUGCCACCUCCACAGGCUCUUUGGCGUUGAGGAGUGAGAACGGCGAGAGCGGUGCGCCAUCCUCGACAUACUGGCCGCCGGGCUGGAGGAGGCCACCGACGAGGAGAAUCUCGAAGAGGGCAUCUGCAUACUUCAGGAACUCGAGGGUGGAACCAGCUUGGACCAAUUUAUUCGUGACAGCGUCAAAAUCGGUGGGCGGGACGUUCUCAAGAUGCUUGAGGAGCUGGUCUCGGAAGACGUUGGGUUCGUGUUUGGCUGAGGCCUUGACGGCACGUUUCCUGGCUUUGAGACGGACCCCCUGCAGCGAAGGCUUUGCAGCAGCUGAUUGCUGAGACAUCCACAGGUUUCGAUGUCCUAGGGUCGAAAGAUGUGGAAGAGAAGGGAGAAAAGGACAGCUCGCUAUGUCCUCAAAACCUUCGGCGGCUCCCUUGAUCAAGCUUGAUCUCAUCGCUCUCCCGUUUAGGCAACUCCCGUUACCAGUUCCUCCUGAUCUUCUUGUCUCUCUGCCACCGACUGGCACCGCAUCCUGCACGUAAUGAGUCUCUGUCUUACAAGAGGUCUCCAAACUCCAACAACAUCUAACGUAACAUGGCAGUGCUCGAGAACUUCCUUGGGCGUGGGCGCACAACCACCGAAGCCACCACGCUCGCACACGACCCACUCCGAGAAGGCGGCCUCCCGCCAUCUUCAGGAGUCUUGUCUGUAGCCUUUAUCUCCAUGUGGCGCAAAACCCGCUCUAGACGUUCCCGGCCGUCGCCCCCGUAUUUGGACUGAUCUGUGGCUAUGGCAGUUGUUCCACCACCGGCCUCUACCAUCUCCGCCGCGUCACAUAUGCGCAGGAAGUCUUCCAAUCGGGCCAUCGCUACUCGUUCUAGACCGUCAAAUGAUCGCCAGUCGUCUUCUGGGAGUUCCAGCAUGUGGCUGAGAGGGAUGACCUUUUUCGUCCAUUCCCCAAUAUCUCUUCGCGUUCCGCUAGCCUUGUUGACAUGACGAGAGAUCUCUAGGAUGUGUUUGCUGCGUUGCAGACGGAGACGAAUAGCUUCCCUGUCGUCACCGCCCUCGGCUUCUUCCGAGGGCAUGUGGAUCUCCACGUCUCCAGGCGGACCGUUCGCCAUGAGCGUGCACUUUGCGUCUUCGGCGAAGUGAACGAGCUUGGGGACACGAGCAUUCAACUGGUUGACGAUUUUCAUCGCAUCCUCAUAUUGCUUUGCGUACUCAGGAGGUAGCUGUUUCGAGGUGUAGAUCGCAACGGGCUCCGCAAGACAGCAUGGAGUGCUCAAAUGAGGAGCGUCAUAGACUUCGACCAUAUCACCGUCCGAGCUGAUCAUGAGUACUUGCUUUCCAUCAUAUCCCUUUCUACGCUCGCCUUCCCGGAAGUCGACCAGUAGAGCCUUCGAAGGCAGGACGACUAAUUGCCCGCGCGACACCUUGUGUGUUUGGGAUUUCAAUCGACGAGUGCUGAACCGGGCGAUAUUGACAGAGCCGUUUCCGCGGUGGGAGACCGCGGUGGAGCUCGUCGCUUGAGAGACGAUUCUGUGCAUAGGGAGCUUUGUGUGAUGAGAGGAUGGAACGAGUUGAUUGGAUAGAGGCGCCCCAGUAGCAAGAUGUAAUUUAGUAGAACCGCAAGGAUCAGACAAUACGCGCUUCAGCUCAGUCCGAGGCGAUGCGGGCACGCCGCUAGCCCCUAAGCCACGAGCCUGGUUCUCCGCAAGACUGGCAAUAGAUGAGACACUAGGCGUGCCAGAGUCAGUCGUGAGAGCAGGUGUAGGCGGCCUCGAGUCCUCGUUGUACAAGUGAGCAAGUGGAGAGUUCGCAGGAGCCGACGCUGUCCGUCGAGGAGGUGGCACUAAACUGGUAUCGUCUUGCGGGUCGUCUUGGAAGAAAUUUGUGAUAUCCUCUAAAGGAGCUCGUUUGAACUUGAAAGCAAGCUGCCGUUUGUUGUCCGUCAUGGGGCGGAGUCGUGCAGGGUCUGUCGACAGGAGGGCCGGAUAUCGCUGAGAUGAUAGAUGGCUAGGUUCGUAGGGUUUCAGAACAUCCUUGCCAGAGUUGUCGUCGCACCCAUGUCUGACACGUUCUGUAGUAAGCGGGUGUGUGAUAAGGGAAGGCUUGAAGAAGGGAUGGGUAAAUAUUCGAUGAAGGGGCAUACGAUCCUCAGGAACCUUCUGCAGGAGACCGGCGAUGAGGUCUACAACUUCAUACGAUGCACCAUCGGGAAGCAUAUACCUGGCGCAGCAUAUGUUGUCGAAAACCUCCGCGGGAGUCGGGGCAUGGAACGCCGGUUGCCCGGUGAGACAAGUCACUAACACGGCACCAACUGACCAGAGGUCCGUUGUAAAGCGAUAGGGCAGCCCGGAAAGGAUUUCCGGGGACACGUAGUUUGGUGAGCCGCAGAAAGCGGUCUCCGUUGCGUCCGGCCGUGGCAGUCGGAUUGCGGAGUUGAGUCCGGAUAGUUUCAGUCGGUAGUUCCCAGUGAUGAGAACGUUGCUUGGCUUGAUAUCGCGAUGCACAACACGUUCCUUCUUGAGGUAGAGCAAGGCGUCGACAAGAGUCCUGGCCACCCCUCGCAACUCCUCUUCCGUGAGAGCUUGAGGAUCCCUCGCAUGCAAGAAGUCGGCCAAAUUGCCAUUCUCACAGAGCUCUAGGACGUGAUAAUACCCGGAUGGUGCGACAAAGGAGGAUAUAAGGGUGACAAUGGUAGGAUGGCAUAGGGCAGAGUGAAUUGAGGCAGCAGAUACAAGAUCCUUGGCGGAACGAGAGGUAUCGCGGUGAGUUUCGUAUGAUAUUUUCUUCACUGCGACAAACCUGUUACGCAUACGGCCGCGUUUGCACACAGCGCGGAAAACCUGAGAUAUUGAUCCUGAAGCUAGUUGGGCUUGCAAUACGU
Molecule: messenger RNA, 6626 nt
Organism: Dichomitus squalens LYAD-421 SS1
Lineage: Eukaryota; Fungi; Basidiomycota; Agaricomycetes; Polyporales; Polyporaceae
Exons: 25
Coding region: 6-2312 (768 amino acids)
Biological process (GO): DNA-templated transcription; regulation of DNA-templated transcription
Cellular component (GO): nucleus
Molecular function (GO): zinc ion binding; DNA-binding transcription factor activity, RNA polymerase II-specific; transcription cis-regulatory region binding
Source: RefSeq, a predicted model, not a curated record